Messenger RNA from Zingiber officinale, 1255 nucleotides. Its product is annotated as E3 ubiquitin-protein ligase PUB23-like. The record is from RefSeq and is a predicted model, not a curated record. The transcript has a single exon. Gene Ontology annotation, molecular function: ubiquitin protein ligase activity. NCBI's taxonomy places the organism in Eukaryota, Viridiplantae, Streptophyta, Magnoliopsida, Zingiberales, Zingiberaceae. Gene Ontology annotation, biological process: protein ubiquitination. Bases 32 to 1222 code for a protein of 396 amino acids.
GCAGCGGCAGUUAUUUCACCGGCCCGGUUUGAUGGACUCCGGCGAAGUCCCCCACCACUUCAUCUGCCCCAUAUCGCUUCAGAUCAUGAAGGACCCCGUCACCACCGUCACCGGCAUUACCUACGACCGCGCCAGCAUCGAGCGGUGGCUUUUAGUCGACCGGAAGCCCAUCUGCCCGGUCACCCAGCAGCCGCUUCCCGACGACCAGGCGUUGCUCACCCCCAACCACACCCUCCGCCGCCUCAUCCAAUCCUGGUUCGACGCCGCCGACGAUAGAUGCCCCGACAUCCAUGACCUCGUCCGCGGUCUCUUCGUUCCCCGGCUCCAGCUCCGAUCGCUCCACCUACUCGCCGCGCUCGGGUGCGAGAAUAAUGAAUCCAUCCGCCGGCGGUUGGUCCAGUCCGGCGUCCCGCGAAUACUGAUCAAACUAAUCGCUUCGUUCCGAGUCGACGUCGAUCGAGUCGAGGUCGACCUCGCUCUGAACCUUCUUUUUCAGUCGCUCCGAGUGCCUCAGAAUGACUUGAAGCCGAUCGCCGACGGCCGUGACUGCCUUUCCAUCGUGGACUUGAUCGCGCAAGUCUUGGCCGGAGAAAACAGAGAGAUGAAAUCGACGGCGACUAUGGUCGCGAAGGCCUUGAUGGAGGCGGCAAGUGCACGACUUCUGGAGCAACUAAAAACAGAGUUUUUCCGAUCGGUGCUGGGGGUAAUUCGAGAUCGGAUCUCGCCGCAGGUGACCAAGGCGGCGCUGCAGGUCCUGCUCCGAGCCUGCGUUCGGGGGAAUAACCGGUUGAAGAUAGUGGAGGCCGGCGGGGUGAGGGAGGUGGUGGAACUGGAGCUGUCUUCUCCGGACAAGCGGACGACGGAGAUAGACCUCGGGGUUCUGAGCAGGCUCUGCUCGUGCGCGGAGGGGAGGGCGGAGCUGGUGGGGCACGCGGCGGGGAUCGGGGUGGUGGCGAAGAGGAUCCUGCAGAUAUCCGCGGCGGCGGACGAGGAGGCAGUGAGGGUGCUGGCGGCGGUGUGCUGGAGCUCGGCGACGAAGGAGGUGUUGGAGGAGAUGGUGAGCGUGGGGGCGGUGGAGAAGCUCUGCUUGGUGCUGCAGGCCGACUGCGGCAGCGCGGUGAAGGAGAAGGCGAGGUGGCUGCUGAGGUUGCAUUCACCAGUUUGGAAGGAUUCCCCUUGUCGUCCAUGCCUACGUCAUCUCAAAACAACCCUAAUUCAUUAAUUCAUUCUGUUUUUACGAAGAAGAAGAAGAAAA